Puma concolor (puma) is the source of this 2094-nucleotide messenger RNA. The record is from RefSeq and is a predicted model, not a curated record. NCBI's taxonomy places the organism in Eukaryota, Metazoa, Chordata, Mammalia, Carnivora, Felidae.
GCGGGAGCGCGGCGGGAGCAGGUGGAGUGGCCGCGGCGGCGCGGCGCUGCCAUGGCUCCGCGUCCCGGCCCAGAGCACCAGCCCCCACCUCGGCCCUCCUCGCCUGCCCCUGGGGCCCACCAGACUUUGGCCUUUGCCGGCGCCCCAGCCUAACCAGCCUCCCCUCGCUGUCCGGUUUGGGAUUUGGGGGCUGAGCCGUCUGGGGUCCCGGGGCCAAUGCAGUGCCGCCUCCUCCGGGGCCUGGCGGGAGCCUUCCUCACCCUUCUGUGCACGGGGCUCCUCUCCCUGCGGUACCACUCGAGCCUGUCCCCCGACGGCGCGCGGGAGGCUCCCGCGCUGGGCCCGCCAAGCCCUCUGUCCCCUGAGCUGCAGUUGCGCGAUGUCUUCAUCACGGUCAAGACGACCCGAGCCUUCCACCACUCGCGCCUGGAGCUGCUGCUGGACACGUGGGUCUCCAGGACCAGGGAACAGACCUUUGUCUUCACCGACAGCCCAGAUGAAGGCCUCCAGGAGAGACUGGGUAAUUCUGGGUGGGGGUCCCACCUCGUGGUCACCAACUGCUCCGCUGAGCACAGCCACCCCGCCCUGUCCUGCAAGAUGGCUGCUGAGUUCGACACCUUCUUGGCCAGCGGGCUGAGGUGGUUCUGCCACGUGGAUGACGACAACUAUGUGAACCCAAGGGCACUGCUGAAGCUGCUAAAAACCUUCCCACAGACCCGCGACGUCUACCUAGGCCGGCCCAGCCUGAACCGGCCUAUCCGCGCUUCGGAGCCCAGGCCGCACAACCGCACGAGGCUGGUACAGUUCUGGUUUGCCACUGGGGGCGCUGGCUUUUGCAUCAACCGCAAACUGGCUUUGAAGAUGGCCCCGUGGGCCAGCGGCUCCCGCUUCGUGGAAACAGCCGCGCUCAUCCGGUUGCCCGACGACUGCACCGUGGGCUACAUUGUCGAGUGCAAGCUGGGUGGCCACCUGCAGCCCAGCCCCCUCUUCCACUCCCACCUGGAGACCCUGCAGCUGCUGGGGGCCGCCCAGCUCCCAGAGCAGGUCACCCUCAGCUAUGGCGUCUUUGAGGGGAAGCUCAAUGUCAUUAAGCUAGAAGGCCCCUUCUCCCCUGAGGAGGACCCUUCCAGGUUUCGUUCCCUCCACUGUCUCCUCUACCCAGAUACUCCUUGGUGCCCACAGCUGGUGGCCAGAUGAACCCUGAACUGCUGGGCAAAGAUUGGGCUGAGGCCUCUGGUUAUCCUUCGCCUCCCCAGGCAGCCCUGGGGACCUGUGGCAAGUGCCCUUUGGUGGACAGUCCCUGGCAUGGCCUCUGAGCGGUGGGCCAGCCCAGGGUUGGAUGGUGGCUGGCAGUGAAGGCAUGCUAGGCCCCCGGGAAGUGGAUUGGACAGCCCGGGGAACAGGUGCACCAGGUGAGGGCCAGAGAGGCCCCAGGGACUGGGCUUCUGUGGGUCUUGAGUGGCUGGAUUGAAUAAGCAUGGGGGAGGUGGGGGGCCCUUGAGCCGGGCUGGGGCUCAGGGGUCCUAACCCUCUAGAGAAUUACCUGGGCCCCUGGUGGGGUCUGGCCUUCCACCCCCAGCUCUGGUCUCUGUCGUUCCCCCUGGGGCCAAGCACUGGGCCGGCCUACUCCCGGCUCCCUCGGCUGGAGUCCCAGCCACGGAGGGGACCCAGGUGGAAUAGUGGCAGAAUCCAGGGUCUGUGGCAGAUACGGGUGUUGCCGACCAGUCUCCAGCUCCUUGCUCCCACCCCUUGCUAACAGAUCCCAUUUUGUCUGGAGAAUCAGCCUGCCCAGACUCAGAUCCUGGUUCAUGAGGGACCCCCGCCGGUCGUGAUGAUCUUUUUGGUCAUUUUCCCAGCCUCCCUUGCUCAGUCUAUUAGUAUGAACUAAACGAAGCCAAUAGGGAGGCUUCUGGAGAGGCUUCUGGGGAAGACCAGGCCCGUAUCCCCUCUUCCUGCUGUGAAUGUGGGUGCGAUGUCUAGAUCCGGAGUGGCUGCCUUGUUAUCACGAAGGAAAGGCCAUGACAAUCAUGCACGCUUGUCCCUUUUGGCAUCUGGCUCUGUAAGAAAAUUAAACCCUUAUUUGUUUAAACCUCU